Molecule: messenger RNA, 744 nt
Organism: Metarhizium album ARSEF 1941
Lineage: Eukaryota; Fungi; Ascomycota; Sordariomycetes; Hypocreales; Clavicipitaceae
Product: ERV2 protein-like protein
Exons: 2
Coding region: 1-744 (247 amino acids)
Cellular component (GO): mitochondrion
Molecular function (GO): flavin-dependent sulfhydryl oxidase activity; flavin adenine dinucleotide binding
Source: RefSeq, a predicted model, not a curated record
AUGGCGCGUAGGCAGCAUCUCGUCCUGGUGGUAAUACUGGCCAUUGUCGCCCUCCUCGGCAUCACUUACAUCCACUCUGCCAGCCUGGUGCCCCGGCCUGCAGACUUAUUCAAGCCCGACCGCAGCGAGGACGUUCCCUCGACGGCCGGCGGCGAAGAAGAGCCCCCGGCCUCGACCGGGUCAAAGUCCGGCACUGGAUUCGACCUAGGCGCCGUUCCGGAUCUCUCAAAGGGAGAUUCCAUAGCGCCGCCGUUGGAAAAUGCUACAAAAAAGUCCGUCUCCCCCGCCGCCCCUUGCCUAGCCGAACUCGGCCGCGCAACUUGGAAGUUCCUCCACACAAUGGUUGCGCGAUUCCCGGAAAAGCCCACCGACAGCGAACGCAAGACCCUCGAAAGCUUCUUCCACGUCUUCGGUCUCCUGUACCCCUGCGGCGACUGCGCCCGCCACUUCCGCGGGCUGCUGCAAAAGUACCCGCCGCAGACGAGCAGUCGCAACGCCGCCCAAGGGUGGUUGUGUGCUGUGCACAACCAUGUCAACAAGCGGCUCAAUACUGACGGGCAGCAUCCGCAGUUUGAUUGCACCAAAAUCGGAGACGCCUACGACUGCGGCUGCGGCGACGACAAGAAGGACACGGACGAGGGCGAAGAGGACGGCAAGAAGAGCAAGGUGACGAGGGCCGAGCGUGGUCAUGUCGCCGCGCCGUGGCCGUGGAAGCAGUGGACCAAGGCUAUCGAGGGAUUAUAG